UUCCUCUCCCAUCAUGGAGCUAAAGGUCGUCUUCCUGGUUGUCUCUCUGAUGACUUUGGCCAUCAUCUCCACUGACGCUUUCAUCCCGAAGUGCUGCAUCAAAACAAGAAGUAUCCCCCGUGAGAGGCUUAGGAGGGUUGAACGAUGGGAGUUCCAGAGCAGCAAUGGAGCAUGUGACAUUGAUGCUCUCGUAGUGUACAUAAAGGGCCAGCGGAAACCGUCAUGUGCUGACCCAAAAUAUGAAAAAUUGCUGCAGAUGGUGAUCGAGUGGAAAACAAGGAAAGACAACAAACAUAGGAAACAAUGAGCUGUGCAACAAAUUCUUUACUUUGCUUGUCCAUAAUGUUUCUUGUUUUUAAGAGUUUGGCUUUUACAAGCUCUUUCAUUUGUCUUGUUGAUUGAAAUAUUCAGGUUCUGCUUUUACUUCAACUCUAUGAGUGAUUUAUGUACUUAAGUUAAGUAUGGAGGAAAAAUUUUGGAACUGAACUGUAUGUUAUAUCGCUGAAUCCCUCACAUCUCUCUUAUUGCUUCCCAAGAUGAAGAUGCAAAAUUAUCUAAAUACCAGGCUGUAUAAUUAUUAACAUGGUCAACAUAGAGCUGAUAAAACCCUCAGCUCUUACUCAACAUUAAAUUUUUGUUGUAUAUUAACAGCCAAUACUGAUCAUUUUAUAGAUGGGCAUUGUGUAUAAAGAAGACUGUUGUAAUUUUGAGAGUAGGGAGGUUAAUUAUGGCAGCAUGUCUAAAAAUUGUUAAAGUUUGUCAAAGUCUUUUUUCACAUCUUUGUUUUCUCCUGUUAAAACCUUCGAAUCAUAUUUCUUAAAACACUUCAUCUAUUUAGAGCAGAAAACACAUAAAUAGAUGCUUUGUACAUUUAUAGUAUAGAAUAUUACUGUUUCUGCUUGAGUUUAAACAGCAUAUAUUUGAUAAUCAUAUAAUCAGCUUGAAGAAAUGUGCUUUAAAAAUGUUGCUUAUUUGUUCUGUGGCGUCUGUCUGCAAAUCAGUAGCAGUUUUUUUUUUUUACUAUAACUGUAUAUUUAAAUCUUAAUGUGGCACAAGAUAGCUUAUAAGAUGCUAUUGUAUCCUAUUGUUUCAAACUGUAGUUCAUGUUUUUGCAAUAAAUGAUAAUAUGUCAUAACAUGG
Messenger RNA from Gambusia affinis (western mosquitofish), 1140 nucleotides. RefSeq names its product chemokine (C-C motif) ligand 27b (gene ccl27b). Gene Ontology annotation, biological process: immune response. Bases 14 to 307 code for a protein of 97 amino acids. The record is from RefSeq and is a predicted model, not a curated record. The transcript has 3 exons. Gene Ontology annotation, cellular component: extracellular region. Gene Ontology annotation, molecular function: chemokine activity. Lineage: Eukaryota; Metazoa; Chordata; Actinopteri; Cyprinodontiformes; Poeciliidae.